Acyrthosiphon pisum (pea aphid) is the source of this 2250-nucleotide messenger RNA. RefSeq lists its product as uncharacterized. NCBI's taxonomy places the organism in Eukaryota, Metazoa, Arthropoda, Insecta, Hemiptera, Aphididae. The record is from RefSeq and is a predicted model, not a curated record. The transcript is spliced from 9 exons. The coding region runs from base 667 to 1866 and encodes 399 amino acids.
UGUGUUGUAAAACUUAUCAUCUAGAACUAAAUAUUUGAUCCAUCUUUCCUAAUAUAAUUCAAAGGGCUCUGAAAACCCUCACUUAGUUAUCUAAAUAUAACAAGUUCCCCAACUCCGUUACACAACAAUACACCUAACUCCAGUAAGGAAAGCUGAAUUUAGUCACAUCUGAGAUACUAAGACAGUCGGGACGCGCAAUCGUAUUCAUUAUAAUAGGUUUGGAAAACCCUUCCAGUUUCUGAGAAAGGUCUAUUUAAUUAUUUGAAGAUAUCUGUAAAAUUUUAUUGAACACGAUAACCUAGCUGUAUACGGUAUACAAUUUUUGGUGUCCAUCGAUACCAUCUUCGUUGUUUAAGUAAUAACAGUUUAAAGGUUUAACGCUUACCUAAGUACUUGUUCGGCGUAGAUACGUCAUCUAGACGCGUAAACUAACCGACAGUUUUCAUGUUUUCAACUCGUACAUUCGUUCAAGUUUAAUUAUUAUUUUACUACUUAUUACUUAAAUUCAUUUGUAUAUUUUGGAGUAUUCAAGAUGAACUGCUGCGUUCGUGCAUGAAUAUACAUGCACAUUGUUUGUAAUUUUGUGUAAUCAACGCAAUUAAUAAUUAUUAAUUGCAUACCUACUGUUUAGCAUUUAGGGAACGCAUAAUUUAAAAUACCUGCAUAAUGUGGAUGGUAGUUCAAUCAUUGAAAGACAAUUCUAUUAAAUAUGUGCCUAAAACAUGGUAUAAUAAAAAAAAAAAAAUGUGUGCAUGGCCAAUUGCAAAAAAUUAUUCAAAAAGAUUAAUCGAAAAAAUGACACCUCUACAUUUGUUUGAAUAUUAUUGGUUACCAGUAAGGAAAAUAGGACGAUUGUAUGGAAGUUUAGAAGAAGCUCGCACGAAGAUGUAUUAUGCUAGAAUUCUAACAACUUUAUCAGUAAACCGCGAACAUACAUGUACCAAUAUAAUAAAAAAAACAUCAGAAAAUAAAAUAAUACAAAGUCCUCCAACUGUAAAAUCUAAAGAAGCUCAUUCUAAGAUGUAUUAUUCUAAUAUCCUAUCAAAUUUAUCAGUAAACCGUGAACAUACAACAAGUACCGAAAUAACAAGAAAAACAAUAGAAAAUAAAAUUGUACCAACUCCUCCUAUUGUAAAAUCUAGUAAACCAAAACAGGAACUACAAAUUGAACACGAUAAUAAGUCUACAUCUACUGUCAUAGGUGUUAAAGACAAUAAAAAGGCUAAUUGUGGUAUACCAAAACAGGAACAACAAAUUAAACACAAUAAUAAUUCUACAUCUACUACCAUACGUAUUAAAGAUAAUACUCAGGAUAAUUCCGAUUUUCAAAAUCAGGUCCUUCGUUUAUUAACGAAAAUGAAUGAUGAUAUAUUAAGUUUGAAAUCAUCAUUAAAUAUUCAACAUGAUACAAUUAACAGAUUUGAUACGUUUCUUAAGAAAACAAUUGGACAAACAAUUGGCUCUCAAAUUUCCAAUAAAUCAUCAAUAACAUUCGAUGACAUAUUCCCAUUAAAAUCUCAAAUGGAACUCGAAACAUUCGAAGAAAAAAUUAAAGGCAGUAAAAUAUUUAGAAAUGAUGUGAUAUCAAAUUUAUCGAUGCUGAAUAAUAUGAAUAAUAUCGGUAAUAGUGUUAAUUGUAUGAUGUCCAAAAUGUUUUCCGAUGAAUUGGUUUCUCAAUAUUCAUUAUCUGGAGUCAAGCAAAAAAAGAACUUUUCAAAUCUAUCUACAUACUGUUUAUUGAUUGAUGCCAUACGAUAUAACCAUGGUAAAUUAGAUAUCGAAAAAAUAGAUGCACCAUUAGCAAUUUGGUUGUCACUUGCCAAGUUUCGUAUUGAACAGACCAAAAGAAAAUUAAUUUCAAGUUAAUAUUAUGUUGUAAUUGCAAUUAUAAUUAAAAUAUUAUAUAAGUAGUUAUUUUUUUUAAAGUCAUAACAUAUAUUAGCAUAUACCAUUAUAGAUUCAUUCGAUUACAAAGAGGACGGUUGGUAUGUCCGUUGCAUCGUUUCUAUAUUAUUAUAUAGGUAAUAUAUAGGCUAUUGUGUCUAUUCUUAUCUAUUGAUAUCAUUACACUUAUCGUAGCCUAUCAAACAUACUGUACCACAUUGAAGUAUGCAAUAAAAUGUUUAUACACGAAUAACAAAAAUAUAAUAAUAAUAAUAAUAAUAAUAAUAAUAGUAAUAAAUUAAGGUGUAUUAUAACCUGUGUUAUUGCGGACUUACUCGUAUAUCACGGAAUACCAAUGGUAUAAUU